AUGUCUGUGAGUUACAAUGAAGCCAGACGUACAAAUAAACUGGUGGGAAGGAAUGCAAAGCAAGCCCAGCGUAUUGAAGAAUUUAAUGAUGAAAAGAAUAGUUCAGAGGACGAUUUUCGCGGCUUCGAAAAGAUGCCUUUGGUUCUAUGUGAACGUUUUGAUAUAUCACCAUAUUUAAGUACAACAAAAUCAAAUACAAGAAAAAUAAAAGAUCCCUUACCUUUAAAUCAAAAGGAAAUGAAUUGUGCGCCAAACAAAUCUAAGCAAAUAGAACUUAAUAAAAUAUUACAUGAAUGCUCAGUUAUUUUGGUGCGAGAAGAUUUAGAACAAUUAAAAGAAAUGGUUAAAAACAAAUCCCCUAUAUUAAAUGGCGACACAGGUUUAAAAUGUAAGAUUUGUGACAAAGAAUAUUCCAGUGACAAAAAAUUGCAAAACCACAUAGAGAACAAACAUAUUAUUUAUAAGUCACCAAAUAAGACACCCAAGCGUGUUUCAUUCUCAGAUCACAUAAUCGUUCAUGAAGUUAAAGAAUACCACAGAUGUAGAAAAUGUCCAAAAAUAUUUGAAAACUAUAACACAUUAAAACUUCAUAUGAAGCAAAAACAUAGAAAGCGCAAAUGUUAUAUCUGUCAUUAUUGUUCAAAGGACUUUGUUGACCGAACCUUCUUUAAAGUACAUAUUAAACUACAUUGCGAUGCCUGUGGACUAUUACUAUUUAAUAAGAAAAAUUAUUUAGAACACAGACGACAAGUUUGUAGAGUAAUUAAAAAAUAUGAAUGUAAAACUUGUCAUAUGUUGUUUUUUAACUUUAUGGAUCUUAAAGAUCAUAGCUAUUACCAUCUUGGAACGUUUUUCAUCUGCGAUAUAUGCAAGGAUCAGUUUGAAACUAAAUGUGCUGUUGCCCAUCAUAUACAAUUCUUACAUUCUAAUAAGCGGCCUGAAUCACUGUAUGUGAAGCAAUCAAUCGGUAUUGAAAAAGUGUAUGUUUGCAACUUUUGUGAGGAAAGUGCAAUGGAGGAAAGCAUGAUAGAAGAUCAUGUAUCAUCCUUACCAGAUUUACAAAAUCGAGCCAUGACUGGUUAUAAGGAUUAUUAUUUUUGUGAUCAGUGCUUGAAAAUGUUCAGCACCGAAACUGACAUGUUACAGCAUAAAUGGACGCAUUUUUUGAGAAAUGAUGACUCGGUAGAGCAAAAAGCAAAUGAAAAUUCCAUCAAAACUACGUACAAAAUAGGUGAAAAGUUACCAGAUAUUCUGCAGCCGAAACUCAUUUUGAAAAAAGUAGAAGUGCCAAAAGUGCUUCAAGUGCCUCAAGUAGAAGCAAAACCAGUGAAUCCUAUUAUCCAGACGUACAAUCCCCAGGUUUGCAGUUCGAGCUUACCAGAAAAAUUGAAAAGAGCAAUUGUUGAUCCUAUUAGUAAAAAAACAAUUAUAUCCAAAUAUCAAUGUGAGAAUUGUGGCAAAUAUUUAUCAUCGAACUACUGUCUCAAUAGACACAUGCGGGCUAUGCAUGGCAUCCACCAAGAAGAGAACCACGAAGAUGACAGCAGAUUACAGUGCCCCAUAUGCGAAGAGAUAUUUGUAUGGCCUUCUCUGUUAAAAUCUCAUAACUGCAUUCGUAUGUCCCUACCUGAAAUGCCAUUUGAUGAUGCCAGAUCUGAAAUUCAAUUUGACAAUAUGAAUGGACACUCGUUUGACAAUUUAGACAUAAUUGACGAUGAUGAUUAUAUGAACUCAGUGGAUUUUGAAAUACCAGCGCCUAUAGUGGAGUUACGUGAGUAUGACAACGUUAAUAUUGUUCUAAACAGUAGUAAUAAUCAAAUAAAUGUGAUUAACAAUCAUAAAGUUAAUCAUUUAGGUUUAAAAGUUAUGUUGCAAGAAGUACCGAUAGAGUUU
Brenthis ino (lesser marbled fritillary) is the source of this 1893-nucleotide messenger RNA. NCBI's taxonomy places the organism in Eukaryota, Metazoa, Arthropoda, Insecta, Lepidoptera, Nymphalidae. The record is from the annotation of a GenBank genome assembly.